Dendrobium catenatum is the source of this 1951-nucleotide messenger RNA. Its product is annotated as calmodulin-binding transcription activator 2-like. The record is from RefSeq and is a predicted model, not a curated record. Gene Ontology annotation, biological process: regulation of transcription by RNA polymerase II. The coding region runs from base 554 to 1627 and encodes 357 amino acids. Gene Ontology annotation, cellular component: nucleus. NCBI's taxonomy places the organism in Eukaryota, Viridiplantae, Streptophyta, Magnoliopsida, Asparagales, Orchidaceae. Gene Ontology annotation, molecular function: transcription coregulator activity; protein binding; double-stranded DNA binding. The transcript is spliced from 4 exons.
GGUUUGGGAGCUUUCGGGAUUUGGCUGAAACAGAGCGUGAAAGGGAGGGAUCUACCUUCACAGCCGACAAGCUCUUGUGGUUGCUUCUGAUCGGGCACAAAAAGGGCAAGGGAGGUGUUGGCUAAGGGAUUUGGCUGGAGAGGUGUGGGAGAGCUCUCGGUUUGGGGAUUGGAUUGCAGGAGCGGGGUCGGUCGGCUAGGGUGGAAUCGGAAGCAGCGAUCGGAGGUCUCGGCUUGGAGAGGAGGUAUGAGAAAGGAGCUCUCUCCCUCUCUCUCUAUCUCUCUCUCUGCUUGCAGUUACGAUGCGAUCGAGCAAGGAUCGGAAGGUAGAAGCUCGGGCGCCGGCUCUAUCGAGGUCGGAUGGAGCUCGGGAAGGCCAUGGGUGAAGACCAACGGUUUGGAGAGGGAGGAGCUUGGGAGGAAGAGAUGCGGGAAGAAGGAGAUCGUGGAAAGUCUGGCUUUGGGUUUUCGAUCGGGAGCUUCCGGUCGGCUUAGAGGCAGAGGAGGUCGAAUGCAAGGAUUCGUGGAUUUCGGGAGGAGAAGCAGAGAGCCGAAUGCUCUGUUUCGCUUGGUAUUUAACGACGCCAAAAGAGCUGCGAUCGAGGCCGGUUUCGCGCAGGUAUUACGGAGAAAUGAAUGAACCGGCGCCGAAUCGAGAACAGACCGUUGUUACCCUUCUGAAGCUCGGUGCUUACCCUGGAGCCGUUGAAGAUCCGACAUCUAAAUGUCCUGUGGGAGAAACAGCUGCUGAUUUAGCUUCAAGCAGGGGGCAUAAAGGAAUUGCUGCGUACUUGGCUGAAGCAGAUUUGACUAGCCAUCUAACUUCAAUGUCCAUAGCAGAAAAUGUGAUGGGUAGUGUCUCUGCAAGUCUUGCUGCAGAAGAAGCUAUUGAAUCUGCAGAAGUGCAAAAUAUCUGUUCCUUUGAUGUUGAAAGCGAACAGAUUCCUCUGAGAGAAUCGCUUGCUGCUGUUAGGAAUUCUGCUCUUGCUGCAGCACAAAUUCAUGCUGCCUUCAGGGCUCAAUCAUUCCGCCAACUACAGUUGACAAAAAAUGCCAAAAAAUCUGAUAUUGCUUAUGAAGUUAUGCUUUCUCCUCUAAAUAAGAGGAUUCACAAGACAGGGCACUUCAAUGAGUAUUUACAUAUUUCUGCCAUUAAAAUACAAAAAAAGUAUCGAGGCUGGAAGAGCCGCAAGGAAUUUCUAAAAAUCAGGGACCGAAUUGUGAAAAUACAGGCUCAUGUGAGGGGGCAUCAGGUUCGUAAACAAUAUAAAAAGGUGGUUUGGUCAGUUGGAAUUGUAGAGAAGGUAAUAUUACGCUGGAGGCGUAAAGGGUCUGGUUUACGAGGUUAUCGGGCUGAGAAAGCAACUGUCACUGCCGAGCAGGAGGUUGAAAUGGCCGAUGAAUAUGAUUUUCUUCAUGUUGGUCGGAAACAGAAAGCAGCUGGUAUUGAGAAAGCCUUGGCAAGAGUCAAGUCCAUGGUUCGUUGCCCAGAAGCUCGAGAGCAAUAUGCGAGACUGAUGGCAAGUUCAAGCAAAUCAAAGGUAGGAUCUGUAUAUAGUUCGUCUGAUCAAGUUGACAGUUCAGAUAAGGAAAAUUUGCUGGAACAAGAAGAUCCUUCUGCAUCUUGAGUAGAUGCCCCUGACUUAGUCUUAUUUAUUGCCUGUUCAACGGGUCUGGAGAACUAUCAUUUUUGGCUCACUAACAUAUUUUUUUAUUCAGUAAAUAUAAUCGAGUUUUUUUUAAGUGUAAAGGGUUUUUUGCUAAUCUGAAAUUAACACGGGAUAAAAGAGAGAGAGAGAGAGAGAGAGAAAGCAAUAAAUUAGUCUCUUGUAAGUGAUUCAUGUAUCCAUUUACCCAGUUGGGAUCUAUUUGAUGAAAAUAAAAUCCCUGUAAAUUCAAACUUAUUACAACUGAGUGUUUUAUUCUUUGAAUUUAUUUUGAGAUCUGUGAAA